GAGUUCUACUUCCUGUGCUCUGAAAAUGAAACUGGGGGGGAAGCUUAUUGUUAUUUCUGAAUACAGGAUCUUCCCAGCAAAAAGACCUGAGCAAAUUGAGUGCUGACACAUGCACUUUAAAGAACUCAGGGACUGAAGUUGUAGCACAAAAAAUUAGGAAACAGAUUUCAGCAAGAAAAACGAAAUGCAGAAUCUGUGUGCUACAAAUGGGAGAACAGACCAGCACUGCAGGGAGCACAGACGGACACUGGAGUUAUUCUGUCAGGAUGAUGAGGCCUUUAUUUGUCCCCUUUGUGUUCCCAAACAUUCCAGCCACAGUUUUCUGUUCCUGCAUGAGGCAGCCAUUGUGUACAAGAACAAGCUAAAAACAGCUUUAUCAUCCCUGGAAUUAAAAGUCAAGCAACUUAAAGAUCAGCAGAACACAAAUGACAAGGAACUCCUGGACAUGCAUGAAGAUGCUUAUAGUUUGGAACAGUACAUUAUACAAGAGUUUACAAAACUGCAUUUGUUUCUACAUGACCGCGAGCAAAAAUUACUCCAACAGCUUAAAAAUAACAAAGUAGCAGCUCUUAUACAGGUGGAAGAAAACUUUGAAUGUUCAAAACAUGAUGCUGUGGUCACCAGUGUAAAAAUAUCUAAUGCCAGUUUGGAGUUCAGGAAGGAAAUAACACUGACUUUGGAAGACAUGGAAGAAAAUGCCGAAAACCUUAAAAAUAAUGUUAUAGCAACUUGUAAAACCCUGUGUGAUAAGCCACAGCCUAGAAAACAGGAAACUGUUGGUUUUCUAACUGUUCCAGAAACCUUUGAGGAUGUUGCUGUCAUGUUCUCAGAAGAAGAGUGGAAGAUGUUAAGAAAACAAGACAAGGAGCUUCACAGAGAAGUGAUGGUACAGAACUAUGAAACACUGACUUCAGUAGGAUACAAAAUCCCUCCUGAGAAAUUGUUGCUGCUGCUUAAAGUUUAUCAUGAUAAACAGUUAAAUGAUGAUGCAGAGGGGAACAGUAACACAGAAAAGGAGGUGAAGCGUGAAGAUAAGCUCAGCAGUUUCAGGAGCAGAAACUGCAGUGUGUUUUGCAAUCAGCAGCCAUCACUUGGGACAUCCCAUCCUCAAGAGAACCUACAGCAGUCUGAUGAGCCUGGGAAGGAUUACAAGAAACUGCAUCUUUCUCCUGGUUUGCAGCAUCACUUAGGUCAUAACUGGAUCAAGAGCUCUGAAUGUGACAGUGCAACACCCUCAUUACAUCACUCUAGACAGAACCCACAGUGGGGUGCUCAGCCUGUGAACAGGUACAACAGGGCUCAUCCUGUUACUGCCCCAGAGUUUCAUUUAAGAUGUAACUGCAGCAGCGACCCUAAGGGCAAUGGUCAAUCCCCCUCUAUACAGCAUUGUGCUCAGCGUGCAUUGGACACUGACAUACUUCCUCCCCCUGUUGUACCACAGCACCAGUCUGGACAUAAUUGCAGAAACAGGUCUGACUGCCACACAUGUUUUAAUAAAAAGCAAAGAACAGUAAUUUAUCAGUCAUGUCACAAAGGAGAGAAGUCAUGUAAAUGCACCGAGUGCAAGACGCAGUUUACGUCUCACGGUAAUGUAAAGUACCAUCAGCCCAUCCACACAGUGGAUACUCACACAUGGGAGAAAAAAUAUAAAUGUCCUAAAUGUAGUAAGUGUUUUACACAUAAAUAUCCACUCAGAAUCCAUCAAAAAGUUCACACAGGAGAGAAACCGUACAAAUGUGAUGAAUGUAGUAAGGGUUUUGUAUAUAAACAGUCCCUUGACAUCCAUAAACUAGUUCACACAGGUGAAAAACCGUACAAAUGUGCUGAAUGCAGUAAGUGUUUUACCCAGAAACCAUACCUUAGAGCCCAUCAACAAAUUCACAGAGGGGAGAAACCAUUUGAAUGUGCUGACUGUAAUAAAUGUUUUGCACACAAAGCAUACCUCAGAAAUCAUCAACGAGUUCAUUCAGAGGAAAAGGCUUACCAGUGCCCUGAAUGCAGUAAGGGUUUUACACAGAAAAAAAGCCUUAAAACCCAUCAGCAAAUGCACAGAGGGGAGAAACCAUAUAAAUGUGAUGAAUGCAAUAAGUGUUUUACCCAGAAACAAACUCUUAGAAUCCACCAACAAGUUCACAAAGGGGAGAAACCGUAUAAAUGUGAUGAAUGUAGUAAGUGUUUUACAUGGAGACAAAACCUUAGAACCCAUCAACAAAUGCACAAAGGGGAGAAACCAUAUAAAUGUGCUGAAUGUAGUAAGUGUUUUGCAUGGAAACAUAACCUUAUAACCCAUCAACAAAUUCACACAGGGGUGAAACCUUAUAAAUGUGAUGAAUGUAGUAAGUGUUUUACCCGGAAGCAAAACCUUGUAACCCAUGAAAAAAUUCACAGAGGGGAGAAACCGUAUAAAUGCAGUGAAUGUAGUAAAUUUACCCGGAAACGAAACCUUAGAAUCCAUCAAACAAUUCACAGUGGUGAGAAACCAUAUAAAUGUGCUGAAUGUUUUAAGUGUUUUACACGGAAACAACACCUUAUAACCCAUCAGCAAAUCCAUACAAGAUAAACAACACAUACAAGUAGAAUGCAGUAAGCAGGCAUGUGGACUAGACUGCUGAUAUGCCAUUAAACCAUUCAUACAGUGAAUACUCAUAUAUGUGAAUGAUAUAUAAAUGUUUUGAAUGCAGUAAGUGUUUUACACACAAAUGUCACCACAGAAGCCAUCAAUAAAUUCACUUAGAGGAAAAAGCUUA
This is a messenger RNA of Protopterus annectens (West African lungfish), 2747 nucleotides long. Its product is annotated as zinc finger protein 3-like. Gene Ontology annotation, biological process: regulation of transcription by RNA polymerase II. Gene Ontology annotation, molecular function: RNA polymerase II cis-regulatory region sequence-specific DNA binding; DNA-binding transcription factor activity; zinc ion binding. The record is from RefSeq and is a predicted model, not a curated record. Lineage: Eukaryota; Metazoa; Chordata; Ceratodontiformes; Protopteridae.